Guillardia theta CCMP2712 is the source of this 900-nucleotide messenger RNA. RefSeq lists its product as hypothetical. The record is from RefSeq and is a predicted model, not a curated record. NCBI's taxonomy places the organism in Eukaryota, Cryptophyceae, Pyrenomonadales, Geminigeraceae. The transcript is spliced from 14 exons. The coding region runs from base 1 to 900 and encodes 299 amino acids. Gene Ontology annotation, molecular function: calcium ion binding.
AUGGCGUCCAACGAAGACUCGCACCACUACCUCAUAGUCGAUGGCAAGGCCGUCGCUAACAGAGGCCUGAGGCGGAGGCUCAUGACAGGGAGAUGGAUGACCGACGUGGAGUAUCAGGGAGUGACCAACUCCUGCUGCGCCAACGCCGUGGCCGGAGCGUACGAGUAUCUGUGCAAGCGACAAGCAGAAAAGACUGGGGACACGGUAGGAGACAUCUCAAGGCUUUUCAUCUAUUACGUUGGACGUCUCGCGGAUGCAGCCAUGUUCAACGAGGAGCACCUGCCGCUGGAGGACGGCGGCAUGACGGCAUGUGCCGCUGCCAACAGCGGGUACGUUCCCAAGCCCGACAGCAGCGACCCGGAGGCCUCCGAGCACGGCACGCAUGCGCUGCUGCUAGUCGGCACGUGGGCGGACGGCGGGUACUGCUACGUGGCGUAUGACUACGUGUGCAACCCGGACUACAACCUGAUGGAGUACGUCGGGCAAUGGGUGCCCAACCAGGAGCACAUCGUGGACAGAUCCAAGGUGCGGGAGAAGGAGAUGCAUCCUGUUGAGGGAGGUCAAUUGCUUGUCAACAAGUCGGGGAUUUGUUUGAUCCUCUCUCCGAAGCUCGUGAGGGCGGAUGGAGGACGAGUCUUCAAGGCGAUCGACACCGACGGGUCAGGUUUCAUAGAGCCCGGGGAGCUCAAGACCGCAUAUCGCCUGGUGAUGUUGAGGGCAGCAGGGAGGAAAGAAAGGCUGACGACGUUGCAGCAAGGAGUUUACAUCACUGACGCUCAGCUGAAAGCUGUGCUCAUGAUGUAUGACACGUCAGGAGACGGCAAGAUUGACUUCGAUGAAUAUUGUGUGAUGGUCGGAGUCAAGGAUAAGAACGGCAACAUCAUCGGAGCAUCCGCUUGA